This is a messenger RNA of Capsicum annuum, 1350 nucleotides long. RefSeq names its product 50S ribosomal protein L21, mitochondrial. The record is from RefSeq and is a predicted model, not a curated record. Bases 257 to 1048 code for a protein of 263 amino acids. Gene Ontology annotation, molecular function: structural constituent of ribosome; RNA binding. Gene Ontology annotation, biological process: translation. Gene Ontology annotation, cellular component: ribosome. Lineage: Eukaryota; Viridiplantae; Streptophyta; Magnoliopsida; Solanales; Solanaceae. The transcript is spliced from 5 exons.
AAAAUAUUUAUCGUUCUUAUUAAAAAUAUCAAUCUCAAAUAUUAACUAAGUAUUAUUUUAAAAGUUGAAGAAUGAAUAUAUUUUAGCCUACAUCGAUUUUUUGUUUUCAAAACCCCCACUACCCCAACUCAUCUUCCCAGUCAAUGAGAAGGAACUGAUACACACCCCCAACCCCCACGCCACCCACCUCACUCUUAAACCCUAGAUUUUCAGUAGUCCCCGUCACUCUCAAUAAGCUGAAUAGCUCAGCUAAACAAUGGCGAAUCGCCGAUGCCUUCAAACCCUAAGCCGCCAUUUAUCAUAUCUUCUCUCUCCAUCUCCACAUUCCCUCAAUUCCAUUUCCCCUCAAACCCUAACCCCAAAACUACUCUAUUCCCUAACUUCCUCUCCCAAAUGCCGUCAAAUUAACAAUAAAUUCUCAUAUUUGCACCGGCAGUUCUGUUCGAAUCGAACGAACAACAGCGAAGAGGAGGAAGAGGAUGAAAGUGAAGGCGAAACUGAUUGUGAUGAUGACGACGAUGACGUGGAGGGUUUGGAGUCGAGUAGUCAGCCCAGUAGAGAGUAUACUCCCGAGGAGAAAGAAAAGGAAGCAGCAGAGAUUGGGUAUAAGGUGAUCGGCCCACUUCAGAAAUCCGACCGGGUUUUCAAACCAUAUGAACCCGUUUUUGCUGUUAUUCAGAUUGGUUCCCACCAGUUUAAAGUGAGCAAUGGCGAUUCCAUAUUUGUGGAGAAACUGAAGUUCUGUGAAGUCAAUGACAAGUUGAUUCUAAACAAGGUUCUGCUGCUGGGAUCAAAGACACAGACAAUCAUUGGCAGGCCCAUAUUGCCCGAUGCAUCUGUUCAUGCUGUUGUUGAGGAACAUGCAUUAGAUGCCAAGGUACUGAUAUUCAAGAAGAAGAGACGGAAGAAUUACCGACGAACCCGAGGGCAUCGACAAGAAUUAACAAAGUUGAGGAUUACGGAUAUUCAAGGAGUUGAAAAACCUGAAGUGGUACCAAUUCUCAAGACAGAGAAGAAAGGUGCAAAGAAGGUAGCCGUAACAGCUUAAUAAAGAUGAUAAGACGGAAAAAGGAAGAUGCUUGAGUAGGGGAUUUUUGGCAUAUACAGCUGACACAACUCAGCUUUUUUCAUUCGCGUUUUCUGUUAUAAAUCUUAUGUUAGAACUCAGAUGCCACAUAUGGUCCGAUGUUAAUCCGGCAUGAGAUGGAUGGAAGGGAAUGAAUUUGUUGUAGGCUUAAGCUUAACAUAGUCAUAUCUUGAGGAUGUGUAUUUGUUUAUGAGAAGCUCAUAAAGAAUAAUCCUUUCUAGUAUUUCCUACUAAUGCAAAUGCUGAGGCCUGAGUUUUUUGCA